Cryptomeria japonica (Japanese cedar) is the source of this 504-nucleotide messenger RNA. Its product is annotated as ethylene-responsive transcription factor 1B-like. Gene Ontology annotation, biological process: regulation of DNA-templated transcription; ethylene-activated signaling pathway. Bases 1 to 504 code for a protein of 167 amino acids. Lineage: Eukaryota; Viridiplantae; Streptophyta; Pinopsida; Cupressales; Cupressaceae. Gene Ontology annotation, molecular function: DNA binding; DNA-binding transcription factor activity. The transcript has a single exon. The record is from RefSeq and is a predicted model, not a curated record.
AUGGCACAAUUUCACUGCGACACGGCUUUCGGGGACGCCAAUCUUAGCAACUGUAACGAUGAUGGUUUGUGUAAGACGCUGAAUGAAUCCGAUUUCACCGAUGUUCCAGAAAGACCUGUGAGCCUGAGGCGAUGGCUGUCUGUCAACUGCGAAGCUCUUGACUUAGUCAAAGCGAAGAACCAGUCGGAGGAGGGGCAUUGUGCGAAACAAGAGAGCACCAAAAAAAGACGGCUUGGUGGUUCAGAGGCUGCUGAGAAGCGGUACAGAGGUGUUCGCCGACGGCCCUGGGGACAAUACGCAGCGGAAAUUCGAGACUCGACGAGACAAGGCGCUCAGAUUUGGCUUGGGACGUUUAUGACGGCGGAGGAGGCGGCCAUUGCGUACGACAAAGCAGCUUUUAAAAUGAGAGGCGCUCAAACCCAGUUGAACUUCCCCGUGGAAACAAUCGAACGGGUUCUGGCUGAAGAAUAUGUUGAAUACAAACCGAUAAUUGCUCCGUUUUGA